AUGCAGCAGCCUCCACAGACUGUUUCUGCGGGCAUUGCUCAGAACAUGUACUGGCGAAACAGCUCACUUGGUAAACGAGCAAAUGCACCAGCUGCCCCGGUGCAACCUGUGACAGACCCUUUUGCAUUUGGCAGACAAACGCCACAGGCUUCCCCUUUAGGUAAUCCAUCCAAGGGCAAUGCAUUGGCUAUACAAAGUCCUUCCCCAGCAGUGUUUCCACAGCCAGCUGUUAUUCAUGCUUCGCCUUCGCAGGCAGCAGACAAUCCUCAUGGACUGCCUACGUCUUUAUCAGCUCCUGUAUCUCAAGCAGGAAUAAAUACCAAUACAUUUUCUAAUAUUCCAGUUUCUUCACCGCCCCCAGGAUAUGUUAUAAAUAGUACUACAGAAGUGCAUCCAAGUGCAGAUCUUGGGCUCCGUGGGCCUGCAGUACCAUUGCAUUAUAAUAUAGGAGCAGCAGUUGAAAAUUCUAUCAGUGGGCAUUCUGGAAUGGUGUCUACAUCAAACAAACCUGAAGGUAGACAAGACAUUAAUAGAGAGCCAAGUAAUGUUCCUUCAGGAUCCACUGCAACAGCACUCUUCCCUCCACCUCCUCAGCAGCCUGUAUUUCAGUGGAGACCUGUUCAAGGUAACCUGCAGUCUCCAGUGCGAAAUUUUGUGCCCUGUCCCGAGCAGUCUUCUCAAGUUGAUGUUCGUUACGUUUCUCAAUCUUCUGUUAGCACUUCUCAUCCUUUCCCACAGACAAAUUUGCAACAGGGUCCUGCGCACCAAGCUGUUCCACAAAGCAUCAUGCAAGCACCUUUGUUAGUUGGUUGUGAAAAAAAUGGGAAAAACGGCUCUGCAGGUAGCAGUUGUCACAUGAACAGCAUCCAGCCUGGGAAUGUGUUUAGACAGAACACAGAAAUGACUAACUCUUGGUUAAAUCGACCAUACCAAGAGCAGUUUUACCCACAGCCGCCGCUGCAAGACUCCAGUUUUGUUAUCCCCACAGCUCAGGAAAAUAACCCCAAAAAACAGUCUCCAGAUAUGUCUGAGGCAUCAAACAGGCCUACCCCCACAGAUCAAGAUUCAGGAACUCUUUCCAUGUUUUUCAAAGGGGAUGAAGCAGAGAAUGAGGAAAUACUUUCAUCUGAAAAAAAUUACAUGGUUGAGAAAACUGAGUCUGCUUGUCAGCCAAAUUUGGGACCCUUGUACCACCAGCCAAUGCAUCCUCAUCGGGUUGCAACUAAUGUUCUCUCUCAGGUGCAGACUGGUAUAGGCUUAGCCAAUGAGAUGGUACAGAAAGGAAUGGAUGUCCAGUAUUUUCCUGCAGCUAUAAGCAGUCAACAGGAGACACAGGCUACUAAGCACCCUGUGUUUGUUAAUGAUGACAAAACACGUGCUAGUGACACAUCUGGGAAUGGUGGAGCACAAUAUGAAAAUGUUGAGAACCUAGAAUGCGUUCAGAAUCAAGAAGUGCUGCCAACUGAACCACAGAACGUGAAUGCUUCAUCCCCGGCUGCCACUUCUGAUCCGUACAGAUACGGAUCCUUUCCGGGUCAGAUGCUUCCAAAGAACACUGUUGUGAGCCAUGCGGAAGGAGGACCAAAUUUGGAGGCACCUGAUUCGUUACCUCAUCCUGUCCGACCAGAUAGCGUAUCUUCAAACUACAGCACCAUUAGCCAUAGGAGUGCUUCUAGCUCAACGAGACCUCAAGAGCAAGUUGGUACGUUCAUUCAUGAUGAGUCUUCUGCGAGCUUCUUUAAACAGAUUGACUCCUCUCCUUUGGGAGGUGAUUCAAGUGAGCUAAAUAUGAGCAAGAACUACCAUGGUAAUCUCUCCCAGCCACCAACUCCAAGUCCUCCUAAGCCUACAGGAAUAUUUCAGACAAGUGCAAACAGUUCUUUUGAACCUGUGAGGUCCCAUGGAGUUGGGAUAAAACCUGCAGAGAUUGACCAAGCAAAGAUGGUGGUUGAAUUAAGAGAGAACCACCCAAACCAAAAGAAUACCAAGAAAAAUACAGCUGGGCCAGCUGCCUCCCCAGGUAAUCUUGAACAGCCACCAGAUAAUCUGGAAACCAUUUUCAUGCCUCAGGUACACCCACUGCCUCUUGCAGUCACUGGUGAAGCUGGAAAUAGGCUGCACUCUGGAUCUGGUACGGAAAACAUACAAUCAGUGUCUGAGAAAAGGUCCUCAGCAAGAGCUCAGGGAGCAGUUAAGAAGUGUGACAGCCCGGCAACAACUUUGUGGGCUCAUAGUGAGUUACCUAAUUUUGGAGGAAACGUUCUGCUAGCUCCUGCUGCUCCUGCAGUGUAUGUACCUGCCAAACAAACCAUAGAAGUCAUUCAACCACCAGAGGAAGGCCUAUCUAAUCAGGAGCCAAAUAAACCAGGAACUAUUGCUGUGCAGCUUUCCCAAGAUGGAAAUAUGUCUUCUGAAAAUCUUGAGAAUCCUCCCAAAAUGGGAGAAGAGGAGGCACUUCAGUCCCAGGUAACAAAAGAUAUACAAUAUCAGGCUGUAUCAGACAGAGCUGUACAGGGAGCAGUGCCAUCUCAACCACAAACACAGGCAGCUCAGAUGCAGCAACCAACAUCAUCUGGGCAGUCCUCAGCUCCUCCAAGCUACCAGAUGGCUGCAGGGACUAAAGCCAAGCAGGAAUCGCAACAGCGCGAAAACCAGGUGCUGAGUAACCAUCCUCAUCCUGUGGGUCCCCAAGAGGGAAGUUCGGCACAGCUCACAACAGGGUACAAUCAGAUGAGCCCUGAUAAGCAACCAGUGCCUGGACAGUCAUCAGGUGCUCCGACUUCCGUAGCCGCCCCUGCCACCAGUCAUUCAGUCAUGCCAAGCGCACAGCAAGACCUGCAGCGUCCACCCCGGCCUCAGACUCCUCAGGAUACCUUUGGUCCACCACAAAAUCCUUGUUACUACUAUAGACAUCCUUAUGAUGCUUACCAGCCUCCAUAUCCACCACCUUAUUCUCCUGCAGAUCCCAGAGCAGCAGCUCAUCUUUAUUACCUGGAGGAUAGCUAUGGGCAGUAUGACCCACGGUACGGACACUAUGACAGCAGCAGUGCUGCGUAUAUGGAGCCUGGGAGCUAUCGAUAUCCUGAGCUUGAACGUCCUAGUUCCAGAGCUAGUCACUGCUCUGACAGGCCGCCUUCUAGGCAGGGGUAUACUGAAGAUUACUACACAAAAAGUGGAUGGAGUGAUUAUUAUCCAGGCUAUUACUCAAACUCUUAUGAUUACGGAGAUCCAAGUCGUUGGGAUCGCUAUUCCUCAGCUUAUGACCACAGAUACAGAGAUCCUAGAAGUUAUGAUCAAAGGUAUUGGUACGAUGCUGACCACAACCCUUACCAAAAGAGAGAAGCAUAUCCAUACGGUAACAGACAUGACCAAUAUGAAGAUCACUGGAGGUAUGAUCCUCGUUUUGCUGGAAGUUUUGAUGAUGAAGCUGAACCUCACAGAGAUCUAUAUGGUGAUGAAUUUGACAGACGCAGUGUCCAUAGUGAACGUUCUGCUCAUAGUCUCCGUAGCUCCCGUAGUGUUCACAGUCACCAGAGCAGUUUUAGUUCUCGUUCUCAACAAAGCCAGCUGUAUAGAAGUAAUCAUGAUCUAACGGCUAAUGCAUAUGAAACUACUGCGCAGGCCGUGUCGCUCCACACAGAUUAUCCAUAUGGCGGAUAUGUUGCUAACUUUGAUGGCCAACAGCCUUUUACAGAUUAUGGCUACCCAACCGAAACUGGAUGGUCAACUGUAGAACAAGCACGCUUAAGGCCCUCAACACCUGAGAAAUUUUCAGUGCCUCACGUCUGCGCUAGGUUUGGUCCUGGGGGAUACUUAAUAAAAGUGUUGCCAAACCUGCCUUCGGAAGGACAGCCAGCUCUGGUUGAAGUACACAGUAUGGAGACUAUGUUACAACAUUCUCCAGAGCAAGAAGAAAUGAGAGCGUUUCCUGGUCCUCUUGCUAAGGAUGACACCCAUAAGGUGGAUGUUAUUAAUUUUGCACAAAAUAAAGCUACACAGUGCUUUCAGAAUGAAAAUUUAAUUGACAAAGAAUCUGCAAGUCUGCUUUGGGACUUCAUUGUACUGCUGUGCAGGCAGAAUGGGACUGUAGUGGGAACAGACCUGGCUGAACUUUUGCUACGCGAUCAUAAAACCGUGUGGCUUCCUGGGAAGUCGCCUAAUGAAGCAAAUUUGAUUGAUUUCACUAAUGAGGCUUUGGAACAAGUGGAAGAGGAAUCUGGUGAAGCCCAGCUCUCGUUUCUCACAGAUAGUCUUAUAACCACAAUUGACAGUCUUGAGAAAGAGACAGAGAGAUUCAGAGAGCUGCUGCUUUAUGGCCGUAAGAAGGAUGCUUUGGAGUCGGCCAUGAAGCAUGGUUUAUGGGGUCAUGCUCUGCUACUUGCCAGUAAAAUGGACAGCAGAACACAUGCAAGAGUUAUGACCAGGUUUGCCAACAGUCUCCCAAUUAAUGACCCUCUGCAGACUGUUUACCAGCUCAUGUCUGGAAGGAUGCCAGCUGCAUCCACGUGCUGUGGAGAUGAGAAAUGGGGAGAUUGGAGGCCUCAUCUAGCAAUGGUGUUAUCCAACUUGACCAAUAACAUGGACUUGGAAUCCAGGACUAUUGCUACCAUGGGAGACACUCUUGCUUCUAAAGGCCUUCUGGAUGCUGCUCAUUUUUGUUACCUUAUGGCCCAGGUCGGAUUUGGAGUUUAUACAAGGAAAACAACAAAGCUUGUCCUAAUUGGAUCGAAUCAUAGCUUACCUUUUUUUAAGUUUGCCACCAAUGAAGCCAUUCAAAGAACAGAAGCCUAUGAAUAUGCUCAGUCACUAGGAACUCAGCCUGCCUGCUUACCCAAUUUCCAGGUUUUCAAAUUCAUCUAUGCUUGCCGCCUAGCUGAAAUGGGACUUGCUGCUCAAGCUUUCCAUUAUUGUGAAGUAAUUUCCAGAACUGUCCUUAAAGAUCCGCAUUACUAUUCACCUGUGCUUAUUGGCCAGCUAAUCCAGAUGUCAUCACAACUACGCCUGUUUGACCCGCAGAUAAAAGAGAAACCAGAACAAGAAUCCUUUAUUGAACCUUCAUGGUUAGUAAGGCUUCGACAUGUGGAUGGACAGAUCAAGGAGGGUGCAAUAGCUUAUAACGCAGACAGAUCCACCCCACAACAGUAUGCGUGUAGCACACCAAGCUCUGAAUUAGACCGUGCCAGUCAGUGUGAUGGAGCAGGGGUCGGCCAUGACAUGGGUCCUGGUACAGAAAACGCGUUGUUAGCAUCCUUAUUGCCUGGUACGGCACAACAGAUGCAAAGUGUGCAGCUGAUGCCUUCAGCACCUCAGACGAUCCUUGAUGGGUCGGCUGCUAUGAUUCCUCCUGCUGACCAGGAAGCUGUUCGAAGUGUCCCUUUCUAUUCAGUGGGUCCUCUGCCCGUUGGUCCAGGACCUGGCUUUGCACCUCCAGGAUUUCCAAAUCAGUAUGGAGCUGAACCAUCCCCGCUCUAUCUGGGGUCGACAGUACCACCAGGAGGGCCACCGCAAGAAACUGAACCACGGUCAGAAGAGCCUGCAAACCAGGAAACAGGAAUGCAAAGAAUUGCCCCAGAGUCUCCUUCACGAAACACUUUCCCGGAUCAGAGAGAGGAGGAUUUCUAUGGCAGAAUGGCUACCAUGGGCUAUGGGCGAAGAUCUCGGACCACUUCGGAGUCCUCUGUCCAUUCUGUGGGACGAGAGAGAUCCAACUCUGCAGCAAAACAGCCCUCUCCUCCUCCAUCCAUUCCUGAAAGGAAAGAGACCAAAAAAGAGAUAAAGAAGGAGCCAGCACCUAGAAAGACUGGUGGAAACUGGCUUCGCUGGCUGAUGGGAAAAGGAAAGAAUGAAGCUUACCUUCCAGAUGACAAGAACAAAUCAAUUGUUUGGGAUGAAAAGAAACAACGCUGGGUUAAUUUGGAUGAACCAGAAGAAGAGAGUAAACCACCACCACCACCUCCAGCAGGAUUUCCUAAAGUUCCUCAGGCUGCUCCACCCGGACCUGGUGGCCCACCUAGUGCUCCUGUCAACAUGUUCUCCAGAAGAGCAGCAGGAAGCAGAGCUCGUUAUGUUGAUGUCCUGAAUCCAGGCGGAACUAAGUCAAGUGCUGCUGUUCCUGCCCCAUCAGACCUAUUUGCUCCUUUGGCACCGAUGCCAAUCCCUGCAAACCUCUUUGUACCAAACUCAGUCCCAGGGGAACCCCAGCCUAUGGAAGGCAGUGGAGCAGCAGAGCAGCACGCAUCAGCUGCAGAUCAGACCAACACAGAUCCUGCUGCAGCUUCUGAUCCAGAGUAUUUAAACCCUACAAUCCUUCCACCUGGAUCUGGGCUUCCUGUUUCCAACCCUGAUGGCUCCCAGUCAGGCGAGCUUUCGCGCUCUAGUUCAAUGAGUUCAUUAUCACGUGAAGUAAGCCAGCAUUUUAAUCAGCCUCCCACUGCACCACCUUCAGGGGGACCUUCAGCAGCAUUCGCACAAUCUCCUGCAGUCACUGGAAGUUCAAGGCUGGGAAGAAUUGGACAGAGAAAGUAUCCAACGUUGAAGUAGAAUACAAUAGCUUUGUAUUCGGAUUCACACUCUUGUUCUGAAUAUACAAAGAACUCUUCAAUCUUAUGGCACAUGCAUCAGUACUAGCUUGCAGUUGACAUGACCGUAAUGUAAUGAUGGGUGAUUUAUUUCAUGAGUCUCGCUACUCGCACCUCAUCUACACAAAUAAUUACCAAACAUGAAAUAUAUGUAACUUUUCCUUUAAAAGCUGGCUAGAAAUAGCUUUGUUGUGGUAAAGAAUAGACAUAAGGGAGGAAAUAGCUGCUGUCUGUUACAAAAACUAUUUGUAAAUUGCAUAGGCAAUUGAUUCCUUAAGUUUAUUUUAAACCUACUAGUGUGACUUUCAAAGAUAUAGGUUUCAGGGAUUCCUUAAUUUCUGAAGGAUGCUCCCCUCCCAAUGGGGGACACACAUGUCCACAUUGUAAUAUAACACACUGUGGCCUUAAGAGGACCAUGCACAAUUUUAAUGCUUGUAAAACAGGACUUGGUUUGUCGAGGUAUGAAGUUCAAGAUGUUCUGGGAAAUUGCCUUGUGCUAGUUUGUUUCUUGAAAGGGGGAGGGGGGAAGAGGGGGCCACAGCUCAUCCAAAUAAAUUGACCUAUAUUGAAUGAAAACUGUGACUGUAAUCUAAUACUAACUUGAUUUGGAUCUUAUCUAGUAUGUAUGUAGUUCGUGGUUUAGACUACUUGUAAAGCAAAUUGUAUAGUCCGAAAGAAGCUCUCUGUAUAAUAGCCAAUGCUGUACUAUUUGACGAGUGAGUGUUCUUCUAAGUGCAAUAUGGUUACUUGCUUUCUCUCAAACUGCUGGCACUACAUAAUUAAGGUGGUAACAGCUUGGAAGUUGUUUAAAUUUUUUCCUGUUGAGUGCCAGAAUCUGUUCGUAAUACUCUGUUCUUGAAUUUCCAUUACUAAAAUAACCAAGGUCUUAAAUAGCUAACAGCUAAAUUUUGAACAUGCUAAAAGUAGGUGGAUUAGACCUCUACCAAUGGACUUUAAGAGCUUUAGGUUUAAUAUAGGAAAUCUUGAAAACCAUGAUGAUAUGCAACAUUCAUAUUUGCUGAAGAAUCUGAAUCAUCCACAAAGAGAGAAAAUAAACUUUAAAUAUUUAUUAAAUCAUAAACCAUACUUUAUUUAGAAUUUGCCACCAAAACUAUUUGAUUUUACUUGAAUUUCUGCCCAUGAGUAGAAAAUACCGUGAAUGUGACAUUACCAGUGUUGGCCCCUGAUUUCUUGUCUUUUCCUGAGUAAUGCCACGUUUGAGAUCUGGAUAGCCUUACCUAUGUUCUAAAAGGUUUAUACGUAAUUGAAGGAAAAAAAAAAAAAAAAACUGUUUGGGGGAGUGGGAAACCUGUGCAGAAUUGUCCAUGCUCGAUCCCAGACACUGUCAGCAGCAGUCCGUAUGGUUUUCUUUUGUACCUAAGACCUGGUCGGACGUGUAGUUCCGCCGUGCUGCUGCUCGCUUUCUCCUUGCAGUAGAGACUGCCAAACAUCCGAAUUCAAGAAGGCUUCCUUUGAGCUGGGAGCGGCUAUCUUUCCUAAGUGUAAGAUUUGACACUGUAAAUUCUUAAAUAAAAUAUUUUGCGCUCUGGAGCACUUUCA
This is a messenger RNA of Struthio camelus australis, 8138 nucleotides long. NCBI's taxonomy places the organism in Eukaryota, Metazoa, Chordata, Aves, Struthioniformes, Struthionidae. The record is from RefSeq and is a predicted model, not a curated record.